CUAGAGACUCCCGGGUCCGAGGAGGGAGGGGUGGGGGCAGAGAUCCUGCAGCCCCCCGCCCCCCGUCACCCCCGGAGAGGAGAGGAGAUCUGCUUUCUGGGUUUUGUUUCUCUUUCCCCCCCACCCCCACCCCGGGGGCUUGGGCGAGGGGAGUCGGGUUACAGGGUGUUUGGGGAGGGGGGCUUAGGGGGAGGGUCUAUCUUUCUAUCUCAGCGUCUUUCCCCCUCCCCAGUUCUUUGUUCCCCCCUCCCCACACACCCCCUCCUCUCCUCUCCCCUCCCCUCCUCUCUCCUCUUUUCCCUUCCACCACCUCUCUCUCUCUCUCUCCCUCUCUCUCCCUCUCUCUCUCCCCCAGCUUUUGUUUCGCCAUGCCUAGUCUAGUGGUAUCUGGAAUAAUGGAAAGAAAUGGGGGCUUUGGAGAACUAGGAUGUUUCGGGGGAAGCGCUAAGGACAGAGGGCUGCUGGAAGACGAGCGCGCCCUUCAGCUGGCUCUCGAUCAACUCUGCCUCCUGGGUUUGGGGGAGCCCCCCGCCCCCACGGCAGGCGAGGACGGGGGAGGUGGGGGGGGCGGCGCCCCUGCGCAGCCGGCUGCUCCCCCGCAGCCGGCCCCACCGCCGCCGCCCGCGGCGCCCCCGGCCGCCCCGACGGCGGCCCCCGCGGCGCAGACGCCUCAGCCCCCCACCGCCCCCAAAGGGGCCAGCGACGCCAAGCUCUGCGCCCUCUACAAAGAGGCCGAGCUGCGCCUGAAGGGCAGCAGCAACACCACCGAGUGUGUACCCGUGCCCACCUCCGAGCACGUGGCCGAAAUCGUGGGCAGGCAAGGCUGCAAGAUUAAGGCUCUGAGGGCCAAGACCAACACCUACAUCAAGACUCCAGUGCGGGGUGAGGAGCCAGUGUUCAUGGUGACCGGGCGGCGGGAGGACGUGGCCACAGCCCGAAGGGAAAUCAUCUCAGCGGCGGAGCACUUCUCCAUGAUCCGAGCAUCACGCAACAAGUCGGGCGCUGCCUUUGGUGUGGCUCCUGCCCUGCCCGGGCAGGUGACCAUUCGCGUGCGGGUGCCCUACCGCGUGGUGGGGCUGGUGGUGGGCCCCAAGGGGGCCACCAUCAAGCGCAUCCAGCAGCAGACCAACACUUACAUUAUCACGCCAAGCCGUGACCGCGACCCGGUGUUCGAGAUCACCGGUGCCCCAGGCAACGUGGAGCGUGCACGCGAGGAGAUUGAGACACACAUCGCAGUGCGCACUGGCAAGAUCCUCGAGUACAACAAUGAAAAUGAUUUCCUGGCAGGGAGCCCCGACACGGCACUGGACAGCCGCUAUUCUGAGGCUUGGCGGGUGCACCCGCCUGCCUGCAAGCCCCUCUCCACCUUCCGGCAGAACAGCCUGGGCUGCAUCGGAGAGUGCGCCGCGGACUCUGGCUUUGAGACCCCACGCUUGGGUGAGCAGGGCGGGGACUUUGGCUACAGCGGGUACUUGUUUCCCGGCUACAGUGUGGGCAAGCAGGAUGUGUACUACGGGGUAGCAGAGACCAGUCCCCCGCUUUGGGCGGGCCAGGAAAAUGCCACGCCCACCUCAGUGCUCUUCUCCUCUGCCUCCUCCUCCUCCUCCUCUUCUGCCAAGACACGUGCUGGGCCCCCGGGAGUGAACCGCUCUCCUGCCACCUCCUCCUCAGAGCUGGCAGGACUCCCGAGACGCCCACCUGGAGAGCCACUUCAGGGGUUCUCCAAACUUGGGGGCGGAGGCCUGCGGAGCCCUGGUGGCGGACGGGAUUGCAUGGUGUGCUUCGAGAGUGAGGUGACUGCGGCCCUCGUGCCCUGUGGACACAACCUGUUUUGCAUGGAGUGUGCAGUACGCAUCUGCGAGAGGACGGACCCCGAGUGCCCUGUCUGCCACAUCACAGCCACGCAAGCCAUCAGAAUAUUCUCCUAAACCUCCUGCCCCGUGCCUACUGGGGCCACUCCCCAGGGGCCUGCCCCUGGAGCUGUUUUCCACCAGAGCCUUUUGGAAAUCAGUAAUCUGAGGGGCAAGGUGCUUAGAAAUACUUGCUGGGAGAGGGGAGGGGAGGCUACGGUGGCUGGAGGGUGGGCCACUUUCAGACCCUCUGGUUACCCUGUCCUUGAAAGUUUGGGAGGGGACCAGAUGGGAAAUUUUACUAGAGUUACAACUCUGAUACCUCAACACACCCUUCAAUCUAGAAGCAGCUACGAGAAACUUGUUUUGCUGGAAGUGGCAGCUAAGACACCCUGAACCCACCUCUCCCACCUCCCCACCUGUGGCAUGCUACCCCCUGCGCUACGGAGGGGGAGGGCGGGGUGGGAGAGGGAGAACGCCAUCUGUAUCCAGAGGUGCUCUCUCCACUUCCCGAGGCCUCUGGUCCUGACUCCCGACCUCCUAACAUGACCCUUUGGACCCUCCGCUGCCAUAUCCUGUUUGAGAAUCUGUUUCUGGGUUUCCAGCAGUGGGAGGGGGUUGGGGCCCUUUCAGAAGCCCACAUAGAUUGUGUGGGGAGGGGGAGCAUGUCAGUCAAUUAGGGGCUCAGACCUGUCUGUCCUCACAAAGCUGGGCUGGAGGAAACCGGCGGAGUCCCCUCUGUCCCCUUCAGCGUCCCCCUCCCCCUCCCAUAUGUCCUCCCUCUGGCUUCUCCUUUCUCCUUUGCUCUUUCCCAGCUCUUCUCUUUACUUCCUCUUGGUGGCUGUCACUCCCCCCUCGUGCUGCCCUUUCUGUGUCUUCCCUUCUCCCCUUUCCUCCUACCCCUCCUAGCCCAGCUUUGGGAAGACCAUCUCCCUGCGGAGAACUAUGGGGGAGGACUUUUGGGGGUCCGCUUAAUUCUUCUUCUGGCAUCUACAGGCCCUCUUUCCCCACUCCUCCAGAGAAACACCUCAAAUUCCCGGUGAAAUACAUCUCUGUUCUCAGUGAAAGUUUGAGGAGGGGAUUAAUACUGGGGAACAUAAAGGUCCGACUGCCCACCUGUAUCAGCUUCGGUGUCACGUUUAGGCAGCAGUCCUCGGGCUGGAUUUCAUGGCAGUGGGAGGAGCGGAGCCAGGUGGUGGGUCUGCCGUUGGAAGGGUCAGGAGGGGCUGCUCCUUCCUCCCUGCAUUGCCCCACUCCCUGUGCCCCCCUCCGGACCUCACUCUGACCCUUAUUAGCCAGCGAAUCAUGGAGUGUCUGUCUUACCCAUCGUGUCUGAGGAGGGCAGGUUUUCAGAGAGGGGUCAUACCGGGGCUAAGCAGGGUUGGAAUAUGGCUGUUCCCCCCCGAGAAUCGUGUUACAGGCCUCACACCCCCUUUGCUGCUUCCCUGCUGCUCACUUGGGGCUGCCACCAGCUUCCCACCCUCCUGGUUCUGCUGGCCGGGCCAGGAGAGGACGGGGAUCGGAGUCCCUGGGGGUCCCAGGAGCUUCUUGUAUAUAGUGGGGUGGGACUGUUGUAAGUGACCUCUGAGCACUUAAGCUCUGGAGUCCCAUUCCUGGAUAGAGAGAGGGUGUGGGGAUGGGGGUUCAGAGGGGAUCCCACCUUUUCUUCCUCCCGUUGUGAAUUAACUCGCCUCUCCUCAGCCUUCCCCUCCAGACCACCAGCCAGGGAGGGGAGAGGAAAGGGGUCACAGCCAGGAAAACAGGUCUGUGGCAACUUCCCUCCUUCCCGCCAAUGUGAGCCAUCCCGAGAUGUCUGUACAAUAGAAACCAAACCAAAUGGGCACCCCUGGUUGCCCUGGGGAGGUGGGGGGUGGGGGGGAUGUCUGUCUGUCAAUUACCCUCCCCCUCUCUCCUCCUUACCCACAAAGGCAGAAGACUGUUAUACUAGGGGGCUCGGAAAAUUCAAUCCCACCCUUACUAAUUGAGCCAAACCUAGAUAGACAAACGCAAACACACAUAGUGAGAGACAAAACAGAGGUGAGAAAGAGCGCGAGAGGGAACGAGACAGGCGACCAACGCAGAGAAAACAAAUAGCAAAAAAAAAAAAAAGCAGUUCUUUAUAAUUUAAUAUUCUAUUUUAAUAAAGGCGUUUAUUACCAUAUAAAUGUAGCAAAGAACCUGGGCUAAUAUGAAAAAAAAAGACUUUUUAUUAGGUAAUUUAUUAUAUGAAAAGGAUAUUUUAUUUUAUGAUAAAGUGAUCCUUAAAAAAAAUAAAAAAACUUUAGAAGGUUUAGAAUAUAUGUAGGGAGAGAAGAAAAAAAUACAUUUGUAUUCAGAGUUAAAUCUUUAAAAAGUGUUUUUAAUAUAUGUUCAGGUUUACGUUCCUUUUUCCCCCACUUUUUUUUGGGGAGGAAUGUCACUUGCUUUUGGGGAGAGGGACCUGGUCCCUCUGGGGCCCCGCAAGUGGAUUGGAUUUCAUUCCAUGGGCUCCCUUCUCCUCUCCCCCUCCCCCUCGGGGGAGCCGGCAGAGCCAAACAAAGAAAGGAAUUAACAAGAAAGGGAGAAGCUAGAGGACUGAGGACCCUGGGGUGCCCCCCCUUCUCCUGCCCUGUCCCAGGGGCAAGUGAGGAGGGCAAGUCCGGAACUGAGGCCUAGCAGGCUUACGGGACCCUCAGAGAGGUAUGAGAUUUAAAAGAAAUAGUUUUUGUUUUUAACCAAAAAU
Messenger RNA from Phyllostomus discolor (pale spear-nosed bat), 4572 nucleotides. RefSeq names its product mex-3 RNA binding family member A (gene MEX3A). Gene Ontology annotation, molecular function: RNA binding. The record is from RefSeq and is a predicted model, not a curated record. The transcript has 2 exons. NCBI's taxonomy places the organism in Eukaryota, Metazoa, Chordata, Mammalia, Chiroptera, Phyllostomidae. The coding region runs from base 369 to 1928 and encodes 519 amino acids.